UAGACAUCAGUCAGACGCACCAGUGGGGUUUAAUAAGGCAGAACGGAAGAUUCCUUUGGGUUAGUGCAGCGUCAUCAUUGCCACCUCCUUGGUGUUUGUGUCGAUAGGACAGUGCUUUCCAGAGCCGUCAUUAAUCAGGCAAGAUGAUGAACAACUAAGAGCCAUGCGAUUACCGUAAGCCCUGUAAAGAAAUGCAAUGUCAUAUAAGGAAACAAAAAGUAAUAUCAGUCUAAUUAUUGUUUAAAUCCGACCAAUAGGCCAUGUUACUUUCAAUAGCUAUGUUCUAGCCUAAGUUAUAAUUUAUCCAAACAGCCUACUCACCGCGGAGGUGAACGUUAGGUCUGUUUUAUGGGUGAAACUUUGUGUGAACAUGCCAAAGGGUCAAAGGGUGACUUCAACAGCGGAGUUCCCCUCGGCUAUAUUUAGAGCAGGACAACCGCUCGCAGUCUAGGCAUACCAAAGCCGCAGUGCAGGCGUGAAAUCGAUGCAUGUAGCCUACAGAUGAACCAUAGUGCAUACAAACCUUAAAGAAAUAACGCUGAUUACAACUAUUCAAUUGGACUUUGGAUCGUUCAGCUUUUUGUAUGAAAGAGCCAGUAGAGGCAACUUUGUUGUUUAAUUGUUGUCAAAUGCACCCGAGAUUGAUGACUAUUAAUGUAAUAUGAUAGGGUUUUGCUCUUCAUAUUUGCAAUGAGAUCGAAGUUAACGUAGCCCUAUAACUCCAAAUUGAAAUGAGUGUUUAUUAUGUUAAAUAUUUAAUAGGUCUAACGUAUUCCUAUUAUUAUUAAUGGUAUUAUAGUUGUUGUUAUAAUAACUAAUCAUUAUAAUAUUAUUAUAAUAAUAAUUGUUAUAUCUAUUUGACUUAUUCACUCAUAUAAGACAGUGUACUGUGUAACCCAGGCUCGAUGUAGGUCUUAUUUACAUUUGGAUUGUGAGCACGUGAACGCCUAUAGUCUCUUUGUCCACGGCUGGUACCCCUCCGCGCGUCGCUGGUUACGACGCUCAGGCGGCUGCAGGAGCAUCUCCUCUCCUCAUUGUAAAGGCGCCACUGAAAGAAGAUACAAAUCUGCCAUAUCAUAUUGCAUCUUACACGGGGGGACGUCACAAGACGCGAGGCCAACUUCUGCCUAUUCGAAAUGGGCAGUUUGGUGGUGGGCACUGAAACACACACACGCGCGCGCAAGCGAGCGUACACAAGCCCUCGUAGCCGUAGACUCCCGUAGCCACGCAACCGCCGCUCACGUAAAAGAGGAGAGAAUGCAUCUUUCUUUUAAGGGUGUGUGUCUCAGUGUUUCCCCCUCGAGUUCCUGCCUUGGGGCGAUGCCAUGGUGGUUUCUUUCAGAGGAAGGCGGUUUUAUAAUUUCUUAGUGGUUUUUAGGGGUUGGUCAGUAGCAUCGCUGGUGCUGAGGAGACCCAUGUGUGGUUGUUCGCUGUCAAUACAAACAUGUCCCCGGCAUCCGAGGCAUCCGCGGCCAGCGAGAGCAGCAACACCGACACAGUCCCCGAGGAAGAACCCACGGCGGAAAACCCACGAGAGGAGCAGUGGCCCGUGAAGCAGUCUCUCGCCAAGUCCUUCUGCCGCGAGAGCCACUGGAAGUGCCUGCUGCUGUCGGCGCUGAUCUACGGCUGCGUGGGCACGGUGGCGUGGUGCAAGGGCCGCCCGCCGCUGCUCUACGACCCCAGCCCCUGCUCCCACGGCUACCUCUCCAUCCCCCUGGCCUUCCUGCUUAUGCUCUACGUGGUGUACCUGGUGGAGUGCUGGCACUGCCACGCCCGCGACCACCUUCAGUACCGCGCCGACGCCGACAGCGCCGGCCAGCGCGUGCUCCGCAUGCAGCGGGCCACGCCCUGCGUCUGGUGGAAGGCCAUCAGCUACCACUACGUCCGCCGCACGCGCCAGGUCAUGCGCUACCGCAACGGCGACGCCUACACCACCACGCAGGUGUACCACGAGCGGGUCAACACGCACGUGGCCGAGGCCGAGUUCGACUAUGGCGACUGCGGCGUGAGGGACGUGUCCAAGAGCCUGCUGGGGCUGCGGGGCGUGGCCGCCGCCCGGCUGCGCUUCACCAAGUGCUUCAGCUUCGCCAACGUGGCGUCGGAGAACUCGUACCUGACGCAGCGCGGCUGCUUCUUCGCCGACAACGAGGGCCUGGACGACUACUUGGAGGCCCGCGAGGGCAUGCACCUGAGGAACGUGGACUUCAAGGAGCACAUGCUGGUGUUGUCCGACCCCGACCGGCCGCCCUGGUACGCGGCCAGCGCCACCUUCUGGGCGGCGGCCGCCUGCACCCUGUCCUGGCCGCUGCGCGUGCUGACGGAGCACCGCACCGCAAGCGUCCACUACCACGUGGAGAAGCUGUUUGGCUUGGACUCGGCCGGAGCGGGGGCGACGCCGCCCUCGGACGCCGGGGAGUGGCCGUUGGGUCGCGGCGUCCCCCGGGUCAACACGGUGGACAGCACGGAGCUGGAGUGGCACAUCCGCUCCAACCAGGGGCUGGUGCCCAGCUACUCGGAGGCCAUCCUUAUGGACCUGGCCCAGCUGUCGGGGAGCCGCGACAGCUACUCGGCGUGCGACGGCGGCGGCGACGGCGGAAACAACAGCAGAAGAGGCUCCCGGCACAACUGCGACCGCUGCCACCGCGCCGUCAGCAGCUCGUCCAUCUUCUCGCGCAGCGCGCUGAGCGUGUGCACCCGGGCCAGCCCGCGCCUCCCCUGCAGCGCCAGCCGCUUCUCCCUGGGCCGCCUGUACGGCUCGCGGCCCAGCUGCCUGGGGCUGAGCAGCGGCAGCCUGGAGGAGCCGCGGCCCGGCGGAAGCCUGCGCUGUCUUUGCGACGCGCAGCGGCGGGGAUGCGGCGGCGGCGGCGGCGUGACCGACGAGGCCGCACCACCCCCGGACUACCAGGACGCCCUGUGCUUCCCCGUGCUCAUCGUGCACCGCGGGGAGGGUUGCCCGGGGCACGAGCAGCACGCCCUAAACAGGAACGGCUCCUGCGUAGAGACCUCCAUUUGACCCCAAUGCCCCAACCCCCUCUGCUGCUUACUGCCCCGUCCCGCUGAGCAAAGGAACAAAGGGAUGGCGAGCUAGCUCGUAUUGUUUUUAUACCUAGCUUGCCUUUCCCCUUUCAGCCAAUACAGGGUGAGGAAGGCCCCACUGGACUGGGCCUGGAUGGACCUGCAGAUCUCCCAUGUAUUUGGUUUACUCCAAUGUUUGUUUAAUUCCAAAGCGGUUAUGAAGGACAUAAGGGUCGUUGCAGCAGCACAGCAGUACAGUACACGAAUGAGUCAGCUUUACAUUGUAGUUAUGAUGCUCUGAGAAGGGCUGCGAUCUACUCCAUAUUGUAAAUAGAGCACAGCUUCUCGUCCGUCUUAAGUUUGAGUAACCAAAGUGACCUGCGACCUCUGUCUAGUGAUGUCAAGCAUCAAAUCAUGAAUCAAUAGCUACAAUGUUUAGUAUUGUUUUUCAUUUGAGUCAUUUCAGUCACUCAAGUGUAAGUCCUUAUAAUAAUUAAUUCAUUAUAAUAAAACAUUUAUAGUUCCAAAGUCAUUGAAAGAUUGAGCUGUUUGUAUAUGGUGUCUUGUUCCGCAAAAAGGAUUAAAAAAGGAACUUAACAAUAGCACCCGAUACUGUAUUCAGACAUUAAUUCAAUAUCAAUUAGACGACAGUGACACGAUACUUCCUGAAUUCUAAAUAUAGCAACCUAAUCAAUUACUGAUUGAGUAGAAGGGAGUGGAGAUAAAAGAAAAGGCGACACACCAAAAAUCGUAUCAACACAAAAAAAUGUAGACAAAUACCCUUUAUCCAACAGUGAUGCAUCAACCCAAGGCCUCAUCACAAACGACUAAAUGUAUUGUUUUGACAGGCGCCAUUGAACUUCAUAUUUGGAAAUAUUUAUAAUAUUGCAGUUUACCUCUUUGUUUAAGUAUCUAACAGCCAUCCCUAAAAGAUUCUUGUCGAUUAAUUUCUAAUAAUAAUCCAUUAUCAACUUAUUAAUAUUAAGAGCUAGAACAGCUUCCAACGUAUAGACACUGGGCAACAAGAACCAGAUUCUUGAAAAAUAACCAUAUAAACUCAGUGUCUGCUGAUCAGAGAGAUGGAGAGAGAGAGAGAUAGAGCGAGAGGGAGAGAGAGAGAGAGAGAGAGAGAGAGGGAGAGAGAGAGAGAGAGAGAGAGAGAGAGCCUGACAAAGAGAGUCAUCCAUCAAAGAACCUGGGAUUGACACUCCAGCAUUACCCAAAUAAAAUAAAACCAGACCAGACAUCCUUAUCUGUAACAAACAAGAAACAAACUAAAUAUGUAUGCCUUGGGUGUAUUAUACAGUUCAUUUAAUUCUCCGAACCCUGGGUCCUACUUAUUUUAAAUCAGUGACCUGUAUAACAUUGUAUGUAUAAAAAAAGGAGCCUGGAUAAGCUGGCUCACUCAUCUUGCAGUCAGAGGGUUUGCAGUCAUUCGAGGUUACCCUGUCACAAUUGCCCAUGAUCCUAACAAAGGAAAAAGGCUUUAAGUUAAAGGUCAGUCUGAAACUAUGGACUUAAUGUCCGCAUUUUCCUCUUCACUCAUCGGGCUUGCCUCUGUGAUAAGAGCCUAGUGAAUAACAGCAGCCCCCAAAAUCUCCCGACUACCGUAAUAUACAGUUGAUCCUGGACUAUCUGACAUCAAGUCUCUCGAUAACUCUCUCACUCUCUUUUAUUAUAAUUACGAAUUAUUUUGCAACAACAGUGAUAUGGUUAUAUGACAAGCCAACAUAAAUGUUUACUGUAAGCUGAUAUUCGGGUGGAGUUCAUGUUACAACUGAAGGUGUCCAAAGUGAAACCAUUCGAUGUGUAGAUGACCCAGACAUGCAAAGCUACCCCUAAGUAGUUCCUUUUUGGCGGAAAACCCCCUUGCUUUAUAACAUAACCUAGCAGCAUGAUCUGUAGCUCUGGAGCUGCUUUUUUAUACGAGAAAUAAGGAAGUCCGAUUAGAACAAUUGUACCUGGUGUACAAGCUGAAUGUUGAUGACGAAUUAUAAACAAGUUUCAAACCAGUUUGUAUCAUCAAUAUAUUGUGAAGCUGGAGUCUGAAAAGUGAUAACUAAAUGUGUAGUUUUUUAACAGGGCACAUAUGUAUUAUAGAAAACUAGCAUCUGGAUGUUUUUCUUUUGUUUAUGUGCUUUUAUGUAGCUUAAACAAAUUUUAUAUGCAUUGUAAAUUCAUUUUGAUACAGACUUACCUCAAAAUGAUCAUGAAACAUCUUGCCUGUUGCGAUACACACAAUCGAAAGCCUUCCUUUUUGCUUGUUGCUGCACAGUAAAGGAUGUCACUGUUCUACAGCAGGUCAGUUACAUUUCGAGACAUAUGUCUACACUGCCACCAUGUCUACUGUACAUUCCCUCUGAUAUCAGGCAAGGGUCAUGGCUCAAAUCGGGACACUCAAAUAAAAUAAAACCACCCCAUACAAAUGA
Molecule: messenger RNA, 5444 nt
Organism: Gadus morhua (Atlantic cod)
Lineage: Eukaryota; Metazoa; Chordata; Actinopteri; Gadiformes; Gadidae
Gene: tmem151ba
Product: transmembrane protein 151Ba
Exons: 2
Coding region: 1445-3013 (522 amino acids)
Source: RefSeq, a predicted model, not a curated record